Molecule: messenger RNA, 2625 nt
Organism: Lachancea lanzarotensis
Lineage: Eukaryota; Fungi; Ascomycota; Saccharomycetes; Saccharomycetales; Saccharomycetaceae
Product: LALA0S01e03312g1_1
Exons: 1
Coding region: 1-2625 (874 amino acids)
Biological process (GO): protein phosphorylation
Molecular function (GO): ATP binding; protein kinase activity
Source: RefSeq, a predicted model, not a curated record
AUGACCUCUGUACCGCAAAGACACACCUACUACGGUGCACCUUCAUCGGUGUACACACAGUCCCGUCAUCUCUCUGCAUUUGACACCAGCACAAAACGCAAGCAUGUCACAUUUGGCCCAUAUAUCGUGGGAUCUACAUUGGGGGAAGGUGAGUUCGGGAAAGUGAAAAUGGGGUGGUCCAAACACCCGGCAUCGUCUUUGGACGUUCCAAAACAGGUGGCCAUCAAGCUGGUGAGAAGAGACACGAUCCCAAAGAACUCCGAAAAAGAGGUCAAAAUUUACCGCGAGAUAAACGCCUUGAAGCAUCUGACCCAUCCAAACAUCGUGAAGCUCGAAGAAGUACUGCAAAACUCGAAAUAUAUCGGCAUCGUGCUGGAGUAUGCAUCAGGUGGAGAGUUUUAUAAGUACAUCCAGAAAAAAAGAAGACUCAAGGAAAGCGUGGCGUGCAGGCUUUUUGCCCAGCUUAUCAGUGGUGUGUGCUACAUGCACUCCAAGGGCUUGGUGCAUCGUGAUCUGAAACUAGAAAACUUGCUUCUGGAUAAACAAGAAAAUUUGUUGAUCACAGACUUCGGUUUUGUUAACGAAUUCAGUCCCGAAGAUGAGCUAAUGAAAACAUCUUGCGGGUCUCCCUGUUACGCUGCUCCGGAGCUUGUGGUUACAACAUGGCCAUAUCAGGCCCGGAAGGCAGAUAUAUGGUCCUGUGGUGUGAUCUUAUAUGCAAUGCUUGCAGGAUAUUUGCCCUGGGAUGACGAUUCCGAAAAUCCUGAUGGUGAUGACAUUGGAAAACUUUAUCGAUACAUUACAAAAACACCACUCAAAUUUCCAGACUACAUUAGUCCUGUGCCCAGAGACCUUUUGAGAGAAACUUUGCUUCCGGAUCCUAAAAAGAGGUUUAGUACGUCCCAGAUUCUACAACACAGAUGGUUGCGACCUCAUCAAGCGUUUUUGAGCGUCUUGCCCGCGGAAUGGGAUCAAGUGUCUAAAAAUCAAGAUAUUUUGAGAAGGCCGCCUCCGAAGAGGGAUGGUGCAAAUGAUUCACGGCCACGUUCCAAUUGCUCGGUAUCAUCGUCGAAUUCCAAAAAUGAAAAGCGCAACUCACUAAUCAUGGACUCAACGCUGUAUUCACAUCCAGUACCGCCCCAACAAUCACAGUCGCAUGCCGUUGCGACGCCAUCUUCUCCUUCGCCGAGAAUGCGUCAGUCGCCGAUCAAGAUAAGCCGUCACAGCCGCAGCAAUUCUGCGGCUUCGGUUGCACUGCAAGCUGUCGUCGAUGCUGAGAAGGAAUACCAUGCCACGCACUCUAAUCCACCCAGUUCGGCGUCACUGUCAGCACUUCAGUCAGAGAAUCCGCCCUUUAGCUCUCAGAGCACGUCCCCUCGUCUUCACUCUCAUGCUCCGAGGAAACAAAGUCAUGCCACUGUUUCUUCCUUAAAGGAUAGCAUAAUAAUUGAGACCAGCCCUCUUAAGGGAUCAUCGUCUCAUGUUCUUUCACCUUUACAGAUCGAUCCGAAUACUGGUCUCAUUCUUUCAACCAAACCAGAAGGCCCUGUAAUUCCUCUCACGCAUACAAGUCAUAAGGCAUCUCACGCUGCGUCUAAUAAUACCACCCAUAAUCUGUCAGCUCAUAGACGACCCCGACCAACCUCCUAUCAUCCGACAUCCUACACUGCAUUCAACGACACUUCUUAUCCAAUACCUGCAUUGACUGUUCCGGAACUUCAUCAAAGUGAUGAGAAGAUAUCAGUGGAAAACCAACAAUCAUUGGAUAAGACACCCCAGCAUACUUUACAGAAAGAUUCACAUCGACUGAGCCAAACAUUUUUGGAUACACAAAUAGUUGCUGGCGAUCUGAUCAAAACGGGCGACGAUGGCGCCACGGCUGCCAAGAAGAUCCAUGAUCAGGUGGAACAUGCAGAUCAUAAAAUAGAUCUCAUGAGACAUAGAAGGCAAAGUCAAAGGUAUAGUGUCGUCUACGAUAAAUUGUUCGGUGCUGUUCCUGAACAGUGUGAAGUGCUGACAGAUGAAGAAACUGUUUUGACAGAACCUAGUACUCCCUUAGUGCGUGAGAUGAAAGUAAGCCAAGAGCCAACUAAGGGAAACAAAAAAAGAUUCAGCAUACUAUCGGCUUACUCGUCAUACAAUACAUCGAAGACCAGCAUAGAGUCGGAUAAUGGGAAGGAGAAAUCCAAAGCUACGAAAAAGAGUGGGGCUGGGCUCGAAGGGCGGUCAACAAAAACGAGCUCAAGAAGUAGUUCCGCGACUCAGGAUGUAAAGGGCAACCGGGGAGACAGUAAAGAAAUUUCUAAGCCGGACAUGCAAGCACCAACAGACAAGGAGAGCAGGAAAACUGUUGUUUCAUACAAGACGGGUUCGAAGCCGGAGCAAAUUGAAAGCCAAGGACAACAAUCCGUUACUCCACAGGCCGUUAAACGAAGCUCAUCUCUGCGCAAGACGAGCAAGAACUCGACAAGAACGAAUCGUGGGUCAGUGAUGAUCUCGUCACUAUCGAGACUCGGAAGCUCGACAGACGACAGCCGGAAUGGGAACGUGGAAGCUAGACCCCGCGAGCAGUCGACUGCCAAGAAGGUCAUUGAUUUUUUCAAGCGCAGAAGCAUGCGCCUUUAG